Aspergillus puulaauensis is the source of this 318-nucleotide messenger RNA. RefSeq lists its product as uncharacterized. The transcript has a single exon. The record is from RefSeq and is a predicted model, not a curated record. Lineage: Eukaryota; Fungi; Ascomycota; Eurotiomycetes; Eurotiales; Aspergillaceae. The coding region runs from base 1 to 318 and encodes 105 amino acids.
AUGGAGAAUGAGGGUGACGACUGUCCACAAUGCUGGGCAAAUCAUGAUGAAUGGAUCAUCCGCUACACCAACGCCCAUACCAGAGUUUCACUCAUGAUUCAGACGGGCCAGCGGAAGAUUCCUCAUUCUGCAAGGCCGAAGCGCCGAGAAAAAUCGCCGCACCAGUUUGGGCGAAGCAUCAAAUCCCAGCGAGGGGAAACAUCGAAAAUAAGAUUAAAGCGUGCAGAAGCAAUUUGCCCGGGUCACCCUCAAUCAUUCCAUGACAAGGCUGUUUUCGUUUUGGCAGCUUUGUCUGUCGAUCACGCCCCGGCGUUUUAG